GCCCUAAAUUGUCACUUGAUUAUUUGUUUACAUUCCAUAUACAAAUACAGUUGUCAGUUGGUAAUGAUAUUAAUAUUAAAAAAUGGAAAAACAAAAAUACAAAAAAAGAAAUUUGUGGAGUGAUAGGGCAGAAGCCCUACUGAUUGAAUUGUGGCAAAAUAAAAUUAGUGCUCUUCGCGGGCCAAGGAAAAAUAACCACAUAGAGGAGGAAAUGGCAAUGGAGUUGCAGCAACAAGGUGUGCAUUUCACGGCGAGUGAAAUCAAAUCAAAAAUGCACAAUCUUUCACUGAGAUAUAAGAAAGAGAAGACAGCAGUUGGGUCAACUGGCGGUUCUCCAUCGCAGUGGCCACUGUAUGAAAAAAUGAGAGCUGUACUGUUGCCGUACGUCAGCUACAACACCGAGAGCUUAGUGGAGGAAAGCUUUCAAUGUUUUACUGGCUCCGAACCACUUCAAAUUUCGGUGGAAACGGCUGCGCCUUCUACAUUUGUUGCUGCAUCUCCAUUGUCAUCACCGGUUUCCCUACCUUCGCCCUCAGCGAUGCCGAUGUCGCCAACCGAUAGUUCUUCAUUAACAAUAUCGUCUCCCGAGCCGAGUGAUUAUGGAAAUAAAAAGAGGAAUCAUUUUCAGAGCCUGAUAUUAAAAAAAUGUGAAAGAAUUGAAAAACAGCUCGAGAAAGCAAAUCAGCAAUUCAAUGAAACCUGCAAAAACAUUAUGGACAUAACAGAACAAUUUCUUGAAAACGACAAUAAAAAAACCCAACUGAUGGAAGAAUAUCUGAAAGACUCUAAAGAAACAAAUAAACGAUUGCUUGAAUUUCUAAAUAAAUAAAAAAAUAAAUUAAU
Molecule: messenger RNA, 843 nt
Organism: Bactrocera neohumeralis
Lineage: Eukaryota; Metazoa; Arthropoda; Insecta; Diptera; Tephritidae
Product: inactive protein tyrosine kinase pTKL-like
Exons: 3
Coding region: 83-829 (248 amino acids)
Biological process (GO): positive regulation of DNA-templated transcription
Cellular component (GO): nuclear body
Source: RefSeq, a predicted model, not a curated record